UCCCUUUAAGGAAGGUUAACGAGGGAACAGGCGCCAGCAGAUGAGCCUGACAACCCACAGAGGCGGCUGGAGCUUAAACCUAGCUGGCUCUGGCUGCUGGGGAGACUUUCUCCGAGAUCGCCUUUGGGCCAUCAAGAAAGCCUGCCUCAACUGCGGGCUGGCCGCCGUUGCACAAGCCUGGGUUUUCCUUCUUCCCUCACAGCUCGAGCCCUCCCAGGGAACUCCUGGGCCCAGCGCGUUCGAGAAACUCUUCCUAGAUCGGGGGUGCGGAUGAAGGUGGGGAAAGGGCUUCGCUCUAGAAUAUUCCGAUCAGGUUCCGGGCGGAAGAAGGAAGAAGAGCUGGCCCUAGUGGCCUCGGGGAGGCCUCCCCACAGCCGCAGCGCGUAGUUAGACAGCUCUCUGCUCUCUGCGGCGGCUGCGUAGGAGCCCGCAGACCCUCCUCGCGCGUCCGCCGGCUUGCCUGUCUGCUACUCUGUGUGUUCUGCCCGCACCGAGGAAACCAGGAGCCAUUCCCAUUGAUUGGGCAAAGUUCUGAAGAUGUUUCCAGAGGAGAAGAAAACAGAGUUCGUGAGCGUCUGGGUCCGGGAUCCUCGCAUUCAGAAGGAAGACUUCUGGCACUCCUACAUUGACUAUGAGAUCUGCAUCCAUACCAACAGCAUGUGUUUUACAAUGAAAACCUCGUGCGUCAGGAGGCGGUUUCGGGAAUUUGUGUGGCUCCGACAGCGCCUGCAGAGCAACGCGCUGCUGAUACAGCUUCCUGAACUUCCUUCUAAAAACCUGUUUUUCAACAUGAAUAAUCAGCAGCAUGUUGACCAGCGACGUCAAGGCCUGGAAGAAUUUCUGAGAAAGAUCCUACAAAAUGCCCUUUUGCUCUCGGACAGCAGACUUCACCUCUUCUUACAGAGUCACUUAAGUUCUGAAGAUAUUGAGGCCUGUGUUUCUGGACAGACAAGAUAUUCUGUUGCUGAAGCAAUUCAUAAGUUUGCUUCCUCAAACAGACGUUUUCCCGAAGAAGAUGAUGAGGGGGGGAAAAAAGACAAUUCUAUAGAGUACGGCUCAGAAAGUUCAUCCUCCGGGCUUGGUCACAGUUGUAAAGACAGCAGUCCACACGGAUGUAAAACAAACCCCACUCUUCAAGAAUCCUGAAAAAUUAUCUUCACGUUACUAUCUUAGAAAUAGGAAAUUAUGCCCAUGUCAUAAGGACAGGGUUGGUUCACAAUAGUACCUCCCUACAUAAAGCACUUCUGUCAAGGAGACGUGAUUGGUGGUGUGUUCUCAAAGCUGUUGCCCCCCCCCUUUUUUUUUGAAGUUCAUUAAUGGUUCCCAGUUCAGGAUUUUAUGUUGUCUUAUUUUGGUCGAGGCAGAGGAGAAGGAAAACUCUCUUGGCUAUGAGUCAGUAAAAUGCCUAAUACUGAAUUUUCAGGAUAAAAAUGAUUGAUGAAUCAGCUCCUGCUCCAAUAGGAAAUGAUUUAUGUUAAUGUAAAGGUGUGAAUUUAAACUUGUAUAUGCUAUGUAAAACCUUUGAUUUUGUUCAAUUAAAAAUACACUUGGUAUAUAAACACAGUUGAAAAGCAGGAUAUUGCAUUUCCCCUACAUUAACAUGUCACUUCAAACAGACUUUUGAAACCUGUCACAGGAUCUUGCAGGCCCUAUUCGAGCAAAGACCAUCCCCCGUUGCAGUAGAUCACCAAGAUUUGCUGAUACCUUGUGGCUCCAUCCCCUAUACAGGGAAAAACUGGGAUGUUGGUGUGAGUGUGUGGCUGACUCAGUACCAGCUAGAUUUAUUGUGCACACAGAUGGAACAUACAGCUUAGGAACACAGACCAGUAUUAAAAUUUUUUUUACUCAAGAGUGCAAAUUCAAAUAAAUAUGGCAAUUAAUGUCCCUUCAGACUUAGCAAAACAUCUUCACAAUCAAGGAUCAGCCUAAGCCUCAGAUUUGGGGAUCCUCGGCCUUGCUUUUGUCAUGCAUUUGGCAGAUAAGAGAUUCAUUUAUUUUCUUUCAAAAUGUGUCAUUUCUUCACUUGAUAUUUUUCAGUAUUUCUAAGGGUUGUUACUAACUUCUUCAUUAAAUGGAAAGACAGGUCUUAAAAACAAGACUAAAGAUGAUGUUUACCAAAAAGUAUUCUGCUAGCUUAGGAAAUAAGAUUAACUAACUGAUUAUGCAUUAAAAAAAAAAGUAUCGAUUCCCUUACCCCCUUUAAGGCUACACUUGAGAAAUGUUGCAGUCUAGUAAAAUAUGCCCUUAGAUAACUUUCUGUUGACAUAGCACUUUAAUAAGAUAAUUAUCCAAAUUUCUUCCUUGUCCAGUUGCACAAAGUAAUCGGUUUCCCUUCUGAGAAACCGGCAGGAAGAUAUUUACAAAGAAAUGGAGGUAACUUGUUGCUUCUCUUAGCUUUUCCUCCUGGAGGCUGGGGGAAGAUGGUUACAAAAGGCAGUUAAUUUUCGGAGUUUUUUUGCCAUUCCAUUAUUAAUAAGCUCCUAAUAGAGGUCAAAGGAUUGUGCUGAAAUAACAACACAAAACAAAAAACGUAAGACAAGAAUUAUUCUCUUAAUUUUGCUGUCUUGCUUUCUUGUUUGCUCUAAACUCUUAUUAGAUUUUGCUUAGGAUCUUGAUUUAGUAUGUGAGGCCUGUUACUGCAUCAUGGGAGAGCCAUUAAUUGAAAACAGGGGAACCCCCUCCCCCAAGAUUUAAGAGCUUUUCUAAUCACCGUGGUAACGGUGGGGGUAAGGGAAGAAGGAGGGGGUGGCUUGCCAUCUAGGUAUUAGAUUUAUUUAUUUUUCUUAGCAAUAUAUAUUUGAAUUUACAAUCACUAUUUCAUUUUUGGAAUAUUUUUAGAAAACGUGAUCAGCCAUAAAUUUUACUGUUAUUUUUAGAUCUUGUAACAUAAAUAUCAAAAUGUCUACCUUGUAAUUUGUCCUGUAAGAUUCAGUGGAUUUUUGUUUCUAAAUUAAACGUGAAGAAAUCUA
Molecule: messenger RNA, 2969 nt
Organism: Phascolarctos cinereus (koala)
Lineage: Eukaryota; Metazoa; Chordata; Mammalia; Diprotodontia; Phascolarctidae
Gene: SNX10
Product: sorting nexin 10
Biological process (GO): intracellular protein transport; vesicle organization; cilium assembly
Cellular component (GO): endosome
Molecular function (GO): phosphatidylinositol phosphate binding
Source: RefSeq, a predicted model, not a curated record